Acanthocheilonema viteae is the source of this 773-nucleotide messenger RNA. The record is from the annotation of a GenBank genome assembly. Lineage: Eukaryota; Metazoa; Nematoda; Chromadorea; Rhabditida; Onchocercidae.
AUGAAUUUAUUAGCUGAUGUAAGCUACGGUGAAUUAUGCUCAGGGCUAAUUGCAGCAUCUAGUCGUGGGCAUGCAGAUAUUUGCAAGCUAAUAUUGCAAACAGAUCCACAGGUAGCUAAUUAUGUUGAUCCGCAACAAUGGAAUGCACUACGAGCAGCGGCAUGCAACAAUCACGAUAAUGUUGUCGAUCUUCUCAUACAAAAUGAUAUGGAAGUGGAUGAAUGUGGUGAAGGUGGACGAACAGCACUUCGAGCUGCAGCAUGGAGUGGACAUGAACGUGUCGUACGACGUUUGCUGAAAUGUGGCGCAAAUGUUGAUAAACAGGAUGCUGAAGGUCGUACGGCACUAAUGGCUGCUGCAUUUAUGGAUCAUGCAAAUAUUGUUAGCAUACUUUUAGAUAAUGGUGCUACACCAAAUAUAACUGAUAAUUAUGGGUCAACCGCACUUCAUUUAGCACUUUCAUCCGGUACUCAAAGUUUUGAUCAUAAUGAAACUGUUGCGGUACUUAUAAAAGGUGGAGCAAAUUUGAAUAUAGAAGAUAUGAAUGGCCGAAAUUGUUUACAUAUUGCUGCUUAUCAUGGUGAUCAAAAUAUUCCAACAAUUAUUGAUUUUAUUCAAAAUAUUGAUGCUCAGGAUCAAAAUGGUCGAACUUCAUUAAUGCUAGCAUCAAGUCAAGGUCAUCUGAUUGCAUGUCAACAAUUGAUCGAGAAUGGUGCUGAUACGGAUGCUAUCGAUGAAUUUGGUCGUACAGCAUUAAUUAUAGCUGCAAUGAG